CAGCCACAGAGUCCACACUACAGCACUGGCAGUGUCGCAGACCGUAAGCGACGUGCUUUAGCUCGCAUGCUAGAGCAGACCGGAUUGGAUGUUGUGCUUUCCGGAGGAUCACAACUGAUGGAUACCAGACACCUCUUGGCAAAUUUAGAUCUGAAUUCACCGGCUGUGCGCGCUUUGAAGUACAAUUCGUCCUAUGGAGGGUCUGACUCAGUGUCCAAGUUUGCCAUUGGCUUUGAUGAAGAAGCAAAAGACGAUUUGGAUCAUCGCGAGAAGUUCUCAGGCAUCGACGUCUCUCCAGUGGGAUCAUUGUAUCGUAGGAAACGGGAAUCGACUGCGCUCGACAGCAGUCCUCGAAGAGAUCCUGGAGGAGGGGACAUCUUCAAUAUUGCUAGUGGCGGUCCUCCUGCGGGGACUUCGAACAUCAAUACUAGUGCAGCCCCUCAAGAAGGUAAUGAACAAAAGAAGUCGCCCGGUGCGUCUCCUGCAACAGAACCUGCAACGCAUCUUCCGGGAGCUACAGCGUCGUCGAAUAAUGAGGUUGAGCAGAGUACUAGAUACCCCAAACCUGAGAUUGGUCUUUACCUGGACAGAAGGAAGUUUCCUGCUCUGCUUGGCCAAAAGCCGAUUCCUCGGAUCAUAGAGGACGAGUAUGCUUUUAAAGUAGCUGAGCCGGAAGUGGACUUGCAUUUGAUUCAGAACGAUCUGCUUUCCCCAGUUAUGGCUUGCCUUACAAUAUAAAAAAGAUUCAUGAUCUACUUGGAAGAGGCAUCCUUUCAGUACCUACUGUGUUUCCUAGUAAUUUCUCAAAGAGGUGUAUCUUUGACUUUGACGUGCUUUCCAAAAAACAAAUAUUCACCACUCUAAUCCAGAAGAGGUGAAUUUCUUCCGGAAUGCAAGACUUUUUUUGGACUUUAUUGGGGAGCCAAAGCUAGUGGGUGCUUCGGGUGGACAGACGUCAUCUAUGGACAAAAUGGAUAAUCAGGACAGGAAAAACGAUGCUGGCGUUGAUGUUGAGAACAAGGCUGAUGUCGAUGGUGGGGAAAAAGAGGGAGACGCUGGCGCAUGCGAAAAUGCAAGUGGUGAACAGGAAUCUGGUGAGCAAACAGCAGUGUGUGAAAAAGGCGAAACUAGUGGAGAUAAAGCGGCAAGAGAUGAUGUCGAAAAUCUAGACGCACAACGACAAAGAGACGAUGGAGACAAUAAAGAUGGAGACAAUAAAGAUGUUGAGUCUACCAUGACGCCUUCAACAGCUGGUGCACAAGAUAAAGGUAAAGGGAAUGGAGCUACGAAGCUAGCUACUCUUUCCGACACUCCGUUUCUUUCCCGCCGUGCUGAUUGGCCAUUCGAGCUUCUUGCUUUGCAGCAGUGCGCCGCUCGUUUGCCACCUGGCUUCGACGCUGAGUUCGCCGAUGAUGAAUCUCCCUACCUCCGCAAUCGGGAAAAGCGGUCCAGCUUUUUGGAGUUUUUUGAAAUCCGACGUAAAGAUAGCUGUUUAGAAGCGUCGAACACGAGAGAUCAGCACUUCUUCUUGAAAGCCGCAGCUCCAUUUGCUCUGACGUCCUCGGCUCAGGGAGGAGGAGGUGGAGGGUCCUCGGCGUCUGGAACGACAUCGCUUGCUACACACUCGCAUUUAGAUCCGAGUUGCUCGAUCGAUGCGCCACGAGCUCUGACUGCAGAGGAAGCGAGAGAGACUGCGCAAGCCCUGCAGUAUUUUCCGACGCACAAGCAGUGGCACGGGUGGAUGAGGGUCGAGACGACACUGCAAUUCAAUUGUUUAGGGGACUUUCUACAACGCGACGUCCCAGACCUAAGUCUGAACCAGCCAGAUCCGAUUGCCUUGGAACUCGCUCACCGCGCAAGGGCUCUGGAGCACGCACGCGACGUGUUUAAUUUUUCUCUGCGAAGACUGCAUCAAGCGUUUUUUCCGCAGGAAGCGUUGGGGAUGCGAGGGUCUAGAAACGAUCAGGGUUUAAAUCCUAAACCUCCGAUACCUGCUUGUUUGCUAGUGACCAACGAGAUGAAGAAGGCUCUCACACUUACGGUGACACUUGUUUUAGUCACAAACUCAUCCUGAUCUUGAGAAUAGACAGCAUCUUAUAAAUACUUCUUUGACACGUAACAGAUAUUUUUUCAAGUAGGUAAUUUUGUCUCCCAGAGGACUCCGCUCAGGCAUAACAGAGGCACACAUAUGACAGGGGCUAGAAGCAAAAUGGUGUCAAAGAUGCGCCUAUUUAGUUUUUUUUAUGAUGGAUUUUUUAAAAAAUAUAGGGAUCUCCACGCUUCUUGUGUUUUUCCUAGUUAGGUCUCCCUCAUGAUUCCUAGCUUAGUCCCUCAAAUCAAACAAAAAUAUAGGGAAGGUCCUCCUCUUCUAAGACAUUGCGGGUUUUAGAAGCGAGCGCAGCAAUCGUAUGCCACGUGCCAGCUGGUAGCAAGAGGAUGAGUUGCGAAUUCAUUGUUGACAACUUCAAGUCUCCUCCUCCUACAAGCCUGGUAGGAAACAAUAGUGUAGUCGCGAAUGCUUCUGCUCUCCAGAAUUCUACUGGGAGUACAAAUACUUCUGGUUCUGCUCUCCAGAUGAACUCUGCCCGUCUGAAGCCCCUAGUCGGCAUGCAGGUAGGCGUUUUCACUCCCGGCGCGAAGGAGCCACUGGUUACGAUAGAGCUGAGGCCAGACGGCAUCUACGGUAUGGGCUUGCACAUGGUGAACCACGUGCAAUUAAGCGAUGACUUGAUCGAGUGUUGUACUUCGCCAAAGGGCAAAGCAGUGACUGGGGAACUUUUGCGCGCUGUAAUCACGCACGAAGGCAAUGCAGUGGCCAACGCGAUUCGGGAACCAGUAAUGAGAACAUUCCGCGAAAACAAAGGGGGAAGCAAGAAAUCUUCGAAAAGGGACAAUACGAGGACCAAACAAGAUCAACAUAGUACACCAGCAACAACGACAACAUCAUCGAGUGGGAAGCUAAGGGUCUGUGGAUUCGUGCCUGUUUGUGCCGAGAGAGAUUUUGUGGACGACUUGUGUUAUUACAGUGGUGAGCGGCCCCACUCGAUUUACGCCACACUGGCGCAUGCUCCGAGCUUUCAGGUGUUGUCUAGGAGGAAGUCGCAGAUUGAGAAAUUCACCAGCAUACCAAGAUGGAUCGCACCGCGUGGAACACUCACCGAAGAUACCACCUUAGAGCCGAUCCUUCGUUAUUUGCAGCGUGCAGGACCAGCGCAGAUUGGUUUCAAGCAUAAUCCCGCACCCUUGCUGCGUCGUUACUUCACUACGUUCGAGGGCGCCAGGAAAUUUGUGGAUACCGAGUUCAAUCGCACAGUUGCUGGGUUCACACCUAACUUAAGGAUUUUUGACCAUCUUAUCAACCCGUUCGCUUUCCCUCUAAUUCUUAGGCUUGUCCCUUCUGGCUCUGGCAAAAUUUGUUUUCUCAAGGUGCAGGAUCAGGGUGUUUUGCCUCUCUCUCAGGGUACAGGACCCGGUGUACAGGAUCCUCAUCUUCAAAAGAUACAGGUAUGAAAGGAGAGGGGGCUGGAAGGGGAUACGGAGAGGAACAGGCGGGGACUAGAUACUCUUACUAGGGGAAAGAGAUGAGGAGCACUUCUAGGUGAAGAAUGUGGUCGUGAUCCCGGUUUUGCCGUCUUCUUCAAAAGAUAACAGGUUACAGGGGUUUCUCCUGUUACCGUCUGUUUUGCCUCUCUCUCCCCUAGGAACAAGAGAAAAGCACAACAACGAGAAACGGGAUCGAUAUGGAAAUCGAGAUCUUACCUCUAAGAACUAACAAUCCCGCCAGCAGCGAUGCCGAGGCUUUGAAAGCCUUAAGUGGUAUCCAAUACGUCAGGCUGUCAGACUUCCGCAAAGAGUGCUCCACUACACCUUCUGGCGUUAAAGGGGCGUCGCAACAACGGUGGAGACUGUUGUUAAGGCUCAAUAGAAAUACUGUCAGACCACGUCUCUACGGUCACCAUGAACGGUGAUAACAGGGACAAUAGCAUGCAUCUGAUAAUUGAUAUCAUUAGUCCUAGGUUAAUUGGUUACGGGAUUGAAAGGUUUUGCUUGAUUGAGGAAGUAUAGAGUGCUUCGGUCUUCCUCGGUCCAUCUCGUCAUUAUCAAGGCUCCCUAGGCCUUCGUAGGAUGGGGAGAAAUGCAGGCAAGGAAUGCAUUGCUUUGCGCUCUAAUGUUACCAGAGAAUUUGCAGCCGUCCGCUGCGGACUUCACCGGACUCACUCAACCGGUUAUAUCCGGAAUAAGUAUGCGCAGUACGGCAGCCUCAAGCUCGUCCUUAACCUCAACCUCAGAUUCUGCGCCUUCUCCAUCGAAAGGAGAUGUCUCUGCGACUUCGUCCUCUAAAGGAGGUGCAGCAGAAACAGAACACCAAAAGCUGGCUCAGUUCCAGGGGGAGUUUGCGAAUCCUCUAGUGAGACUCCGAGACUUGUUGCUAGAAACUCCAGAUGGGGGAGCCACCUCUACUUUGUUUGAUCUUUUCUCUGAGCGAAGUGACUUGGGUGAGGAAUCUUUAGCACCGUUCGACUGCUUAAAUCCCUAUGGUUUUUACGUUUUGAAAUUACGUGGGAAUCCUUACCGCGCACGUGCUGUUUCUGUAACCGAAGAACUUCUGUUAUGGGUGUCGUGAAUUCAUCGCCUAAGUCAUCUGGAAGAAGAAAACCAGAAGAAGAAGAGAGCCAGACGAUUCCUGAGAUGAAUUCCCUACGCCUCUAAUCCUAAACCUGACUGGAGAGAAGAACCCUCAGGCUCAGAAGAUUCAUCAACAUAUAUAUACUGAUACUGAAGAAGAUGUUUACUACCUGCUGCUUGACGACUUCGUUCCGAUUGAGAACGUUAUGGCUAGAAGUACCGCUGAAGCAUCCUGCCUCCUGCAUCAACAUGAUCCUUGAUCUUGGCCUUCUUGAUCAUUGGCCUAAGGCUUCUUGAUCAUUGGCCUAAGGCUUCUUGAUCCUUGGCCUAAGGCUUCUUGAUCCUUGGCCUAAGGUUUCUUGAUCCUUGGCCUAAGGCUUCUUGAUCCGUGGCCUAAGGCUUCUUGGUCCUUGGCCUAAGGCUUCUUGAUCCUAAAGGAAGUGUCUUCCAAGGAUAUUGUUGCUCUCAAAGAGGAAGAUGCGAACGGUCCUGAAGUGCUCUAAGAACGGUCCUGAAGUAAUGCAGCCGGAGAACGUGAAGGACGGGCAUUUCUUAGGAGAUCCAAAGCCGAAGCCGAAGCCGAAAAUGGAUCCCGGUUUCAAUUUUGGAGAGAGUGAAUUGGCGUAUCCACUUUUACUCACAAAAGCCUGCAUGAAGCUUCACAUAAGGCUUUCCGGAAUUCAUCUCAUCUCUUAGUUACUUAUUCAAAGCAGAAGCGGAUAUAAUGGCUUGAAGAGUCAAAAGUAGUCAAUACUCAUACAUCAAGGGGAACAACUUUUAACUAUUAUAAGCUGUAACUAUGUUUGACGUUGUACAACUGCUGUUUUCCUAGGUCAGUCCCUCCAAUCAAUGACGUAUUGGCGUUUUCAAGGGGAAUUAGCGUCAAAGAUGAGACUCUCUAGCUGGGAAUUUACGUAAGCUCUAAUUCACGGAUCGGCUUGGAACCUGCAAAAUUUGCGCGGCCUGGGCAUGGACACAGUCUACUGCUUGUUGGGACGACAGUAGCUUCUUUUUUGAACAUGGAGAACUAUUUACUGCUUGAUGGGUUGACAUUAGAAGUUACAAAAUCAAAAAAAAAGUUAGUCAUGAGGAGUUACCUCGAUGAAUGGCUGAACUCGUCUACUUGAUUGUGAUGUUUUAGGAUUAUGUUGAUCAAAGACCACUAAUGGUGUAACUGACAUACGGUCGCAGAUAGUGGUGUAACUGGCAGACAUUAAGAGUGGGCACCUUCGUUCAUUCAUCCACUACCUAGUUUUUUCUGGAACUAUCAGUGGAGAACUCUGGAUCUCAAGGAUUUUCUGGAAUUAUUUGUUGAGAACAUACUGGACCUGUUCGCUGCUCGAAAACAUACUCUAGAUACCAACGAGCUGACUUUUACUGUUGGAGACGACGAAGAGUGAACUUUUUUCUUAGAUGAUAUUUAUGUAUCUAAGUAUGUUGUCAUUGAGUUUUGUAGCUGCUACGUCGUGGUUCUAGUGAGUGAAUGAAUUGAAAAUUGUUCUAGUGUAAAGUCAGUGCUGCGUGAUCGAGAGUUCAGUAUUGUUAUCAGGUAGAUCGAGGCUAGCUGGCGUGCUGGCAGGCUGGCUUUUCAAGCUGGCGUUGUGUAACCUUUUUGAUUGUUUAAAUUCCUGGCUUUUUAGGCUCUUCUCCAGUAAAUUCUCUUUUCGAUGAGCAGGCAUGUCAUACCCUUGCAGGUUGUAGCACUUGCUUCCAGGGCCCUACAUUGUUAGGCUGUGCCUUAGUUGUUCUUCAGCGGCUAUUGUAAUAUAGUCCUCUCCGAUAGUAGUAGUUUUUGGCCGUUGUGAUACGGUUUUCUUGCUCUCCCGGUAUAAAAGUUUUUAAAUGGGGUUUUUUAAGUAGUUGAAUGGGAGGCAGCAUGUAGUCCGAUGGAAAAAAAAAACGUAAACUACGUCCAAUAGGAGACACGAAGCUCGCGAGACGAAUUGAAUCGAGACGCACAGGUAGAAAAGUAGUCUGUCACUGUUGCUACGUCAUCACUGAAGAAACAUUCAUCGCGGAAAAACAGCAGAUGAAUUAUCAAGAAAAAUAUACUGUGAAAAACCACAGAUGAUUCACAUUCACCAAGAAACAUCAAGAAAAUAUAGAUAUACCUGAAAAACCACAGAUGAUUCACAUUCCUUCGUCAAGUUUAAAAACGAG
Messenger RNA from Amoebophrya sp. A25, 6786 nucleotides. The record is from the annotation of a GenBank genome assembly. NCBI's taxonomy places the organism in Eukaryota, Dinophyceae, Syndiniales, Amoebophryaceae.